This is a messenger RNA of Macadamia integrifolia, 1646 nucleotides long. Its product is annotated as thylakoid ADP,ATP carrier protein, chloroplastic-like. The record is from RefSeq and is a predicted model, not a curated record. Gene Ontology annotation, biological process: transmembrane transport. Gene Ontology annotation, molecular function: ATP transmembrane transporter activity. The transcript has 10 exons. Gene Ontology annotation, cellular component: thylakoid membrane. Bases 88 to 1239 code for a protein of 383 amino acids. Lineage: Eukaryota; Viridiplantae; Streptophyta; Magnoliopsida; Proteales; Proteaceae.
CCCACGUUUCCCACUCUCUAUCUCUCUGUCUGAACAACUUCAUUGCCUUAUCUUCUCUUCGUUUGAUUUCCUGGAAGAAAGGGUUUCAUGCUUUCGAUUUCGAGCGAGAAGAUGACACAAGAAGUUGUGUUGGUGUGGCGAAAGAUUCCUGGCAUUGAGAGGUCUCAGAGCUCUUUCAACGGAGCAACAGAGAAACACCAACCAUGGAGGGAGAGGUGGGACGGUGGUAGUGGUGGUGGUGGUGGUGGUGCUUUUGCUUGUGUUUCGAUGGCGGAGAAGGGAGAGAACAAUGAAUUUAUGCCCACACGGGAGCAGUUCUUGAAGCAUCCUUUGGCCGUGCUUGCUUUAGUACCCAGAGACGCAGCUCUCUUUGCGGCGGGGGCGGUUGCUGGCGCUGCUGCCAAGACUGUCACGGCUCCUCUUGACCGAGUCAAGCUGCUAAUGCAGACUCAUGGGUUGCGGGCUGGGCAAGAAAUGACAAAGAAAGGUAUUGGUUUCAUUGAGGCCAUGAUGUUGAUCGGAAAGGAGGAGGGAAUCAAAGGGUACUGGAAAGGCAACCUUCCUCAGGUGAUACGCAUCAUACCUUACAGUGCAGUGCAGCUCUUUUCUUAUGAAUUUUACAAGAAACUUUUUAGAGGAGAAAAUGAGGAGCUCUCUGUUAUUGGAAGACUUGCAGCAGGUGCUUGUGCUGGGAUGACUUCCACUUUUAUGACAUAUCCUUUGGAUGUCCUGAGGUUAAGGUUGGCAGUUGAACCUGGGUCCAGGACAAUGUCCGAGGUCGCCUUAAACAUGCUAAGAGAUGAAGGAAUCGCCUCCUUUUAUAAUGGUCUUGGACCUUCUCUUCUUGGAAUAGCUCCUUAUAUUGCUGUGAACUUUUGCAUUUUCGACUUGGUGAAAAAGUCAUUGCCAGAGAAGUUUCAAAAGAGGACAGAAUCGUCUCUUGCAACAGCUUUGGUGUCGGCAACUCUUGCAACACUUAUGUGUUACCCUCUGGACACGGUAAGAAGACAAAUGCAAAUGAAGGGGACACCAUACAACACUGUCUUGGAUGCCUUUCCAGGAAUUGUAGCCCGUGAUGGUUUGAUUGGAUUAUACAGGGGUUUUGUGCCAAAUGCACUGAAAAACCUACCCAACAGCAGUAUAAGGCUGACCACCUUUGACACUGUUAAAGGUCUGAUUGCAGCCAGUGAAAAAGAGUUUCAGAGAAUCAUGGAGGAAAACCGCCAGAAACAAAACUAGAGCACUGUACAUAAAAUUAUCUCCAUGAUUCAUGUUCUUGCCUAUAUCAGUUUCUUGGAAACAUGGAAAUCAAGUUUUGGGUGAUUGAAUUUCCCAAUUUGCUGUAACUCUUGUGGAGCCAAUGAUGCUUAGAUCCUGAAUGAAGUUUCCGUGAGAGUUAUUCAUGAAUUCAAUUUCGCAGAACUCUGGAAUUUCCAGGUUUAGCUUCAGAUUUUUGUGAUGCAAAGAUAGUUUUGUCUAUUUGUUAAUUUAGUUCAUAAACUAAUGCUUAACAUUGAUAGCAGUGAUAACUCAAUGGCAAUUGAAUAUAGGCAUUUUUUUUUCUUGAUUAUGCUUGAUAGGGAUGUCUUGUACUCUCCUCAAUAUUCCUUCAGUCAAUAAAUAGCUGAACACCAUAUAGUUACUUA